This is a messenger RNA of Truncatella angustata, 1452 nucleotides long. RefSeq names its product glycoside hydrolase superfamily. The transcript has a single exon. Gene Ontology annotation, molecular function: hydrolase activity, hydrolyzing O-glycosyl compounds. The record is from RefSeq and is a predicted model, not a curated record. Bases 1 to 1452 code for a protein of 483 amino acids. NCBI's taxonomy places the organism in Eukaryota, Fungi, Ascomycota, Sordariomycetes, Amphisphaeriales, Sporocadaceae.
AUGAAGUCUCUGAGCGUUCAAACACUUUUGGUGCUCCUGAGCCAGAGCUUCCUGGCCCAAGCAGAUACAACAACUACCAUCAACCCGAACACCAACUGGGGAACUUGGGAGGGAUGGGGAACGUCUCUAGCAUGGUGGGCAGCGGCGUUUGGCACGCGCGAUGAUUUGGCCAAUAUUUUCUUUACCACAAGUUCCGUGACCUACAACGGUGCAAGCGUGCCUGGUCUGGGCCUCAAUAUUAUCCGCUACAAUGCUGGUGCCUGCAGCUGGAACACCGUCAACGGUGAGAAGAUGGCGACGUCCGCCAAUAUGAUCGCCUCGCGGGAGAUCGACGGAUUCUGGACCAACUGGAACAGCACUGACCCCUCGACCUCUAGCUGGAAUUGGUCAGUCGACUCGAACCAGCGUACCAUGAUGCAGAAAGCCAUCUCCAGGGGUGCAGACGUCGUCGAACUCUUCUCCAACAGCCCCAUGUGGUGGAUGUGCACCAACCACAACCCGGCAGGCGCUGACGAUGGUACAAAGGACAACCUGCAGACUUGGAACUAUCAGCAGCACGCCAUCUACCUGGCCAACAUUGCCCAGUACGCCGCUAAGAACUGGGGAUUUACGUUCGAUUCGGUCGAGCCGUUCAACGAACCCGCCGCGAGCUGGUGGAAGUCGACCGGGACACAGGAGGGCUGCCACUUCGAUGCCAGCACCCAGGCAACCGUGCUGGGAUAUCUCCGCAGCGAGCUCAACUCCCGCAGCCUCUCCUCGACCAUCAUCUCCGCCUCGGACGAGAACUCCUACGAUGCGGCCGUCUCGACCUGGAACUCGCUCGUCAGCGCCGGCGCCUCCAAGAACGUCGGCCGCAUCAACGUGCACGGGUACCAGGGGGCCAGUGGGAGGCGCGACACGCUCUACUCACUUGCACAGACGUCCGGCAAGAAGCUCUGGAACAGCGAGUACGGCGAGAAGGACGCCACGGGGUCCUCGCUGGCCAGCAACCUCCUCCUCGACUUCCGCUGGCUGCACCCGACCGCCUGGGUCUACUGGCAGAUGAUCGACGGGGGCGGCUGGGGUCUGAUCGACGGCGACAACGACGCACUCACCCUCGGUGCCGUCAGCCAGAAGUACUACGUCCUCGCGCAGUUCACUAGGCACAUCAGGGCCGGCAUGCGGAUCCUGGACGGCGGAAGCGAUAAUACCGUUGCGGCAUAUGACGCGACGAAUAAGAAACUCAUCAUUGUUGCGGUGAACUGGGGCAGCGCGCAGUAUCUCAAUUUUGAGCUGUCGAGCUUUAGCACCCCCGGGACAAGCGGUGCGACGGUGAAGAGGUGGAGCACGAUGAUCGGUAGUGGUGACAAGUAUGUUGCUGGGAGUGAUACCACUCUCAGUGGGACGAAGUUUUGGUCGUAUUUUGCUACGAACCAGGUCCAGACGUUUGAGGUCAGCAACGUCGUCUUGUAA